AUGCACUUCCUCACAACCAUCCUCCUCAGCGCCACAUCGGCUCUUGCCGCACCUCUAUCCAUGGCAGCCCCCAACGCAGCCGAAUGGACCAUAACCUCGCUAUCCCGCAAAUGCGACACCGCAGACACAUCCUGCGUAUGGGCCUUCGGCGUAAACACCGGCGAGGAUGGCGUCGAAGCAACACCCGUCGCUAACUACACCGUCGUAGCUACCAACGACGCACCCGCUAGCCGAGCCAUCGGUGCCGCGCAGGUAUUCGGUAACUUCACUGUGACGAGUACCUGGAGCGGGCAGUUUGGUGAUGGUGAGGGGUUCACUACGUUGAGUGUUGUGGAUUAUGGAAAGGGUUUGAUUGUCUACCCUGCUUACAAGGACACCCAGCUCGUCAAUGGUACUACCGUCACACCUGACCAGAGCUACCCCGUCCAGAACUUGCCUUAG
This is a messenger RNA of Hypoxylon trugodes, 441 nucleotides long. RefSeq lists its product as uncharacterized. The record is from RefSeq and is a predicted model, not a curated record. The transcript has 2 exons. NCBI's taxonomy places the organism in Eukaryota, Fungi, Ascomycota, Sordariomycetes, Xylariales, Hypoxylaceae. Bases 1 to 441 code for a protein of 146 amino acids.